Brachypodium distachyon (stiff brome) is the source of this 1515-nucleotide messenger RNA. Its product is annotated as putative 12-oxophytodienoate reductase 4. Gene Ontology annotation, molecular function: FMN binding; oxidoreductase activity. NCBI's taxonomy places the organism in Eukaryota, Viridiplantae, Streptophyta, Magnoliopsida, Poales, Poaceae. Bases 203 to 1294 code for a protein of 363 amino acids. The transcript has 3 exons. The record is from RefSeq and is a predicted model, not a curated record.
CUCUGCUCAGCUUACUUAAAACGGAGAACUGGACGUGGAGCAAUCUCAAUCUCACAUCAUUUCAUAUAAUACUACAUAUAGAUUCCAUUCAUGUGAUGUAUCAAUGGAGACCUUCAUUUCACUUGCAAGUACGCCUGACCUCCAUUAGACCAAAACUAACUCAGAAAGCUUGGAGCAUAGAGCCAGGCGCAAGAAAGAAUCAAUGGCGCCCAUCCCUCUGAUGACGCCGUACAAGAUGGGCGAAUCGCUGGAGCUCGCGCACCGGGUGGUGCUGGCGCCGCUGACGAGGCAGCGUUCGUACGGCAACGUGCCGCAGCCGCACGCCGCCGUGUACUACUCGCAGCGCGCCACCGCCGGCGGCCUUCUGCUGACGGAGGCCACGGGCGUGUCCGCCACGGCGCAGGGGUACAGGGACACGCCGGGCGUCUGGACGCCGGAGCAGGUCGAGGCUUGGAAGCCCGUCGUGGACGCCGUGCACGCCAAGGGCGCCCGCAUCUUCUGCCAGCUCUGGCACGUCGGCCGCGUGUCCAGCUUCGAGUUCCAGCCCGGCGGGGCGGCGCCGGUGUCCAGCACGGAGCGGCAGGUGGGCCCGCAGGUCAGGCACGACGGCUCCCUCGAGGAGUUCUCGCCGCCGCGGAGGCUCGCGGCCGAGGAGAUCCCCGGCGUCGUCGACGACUUCCGGAACGCCGCCAGGAACGCCAUCCAAGCUGGCUUUGACGGCGUCGAGAUCCACGGCGGCAACGGGUACCUGAUCGAGCAGUUCCUCAAGGACAGCGCCAACGACCGCACCGACGAGUACGGCGGCAUUCUCCAAAACAGGUGCCGCUUCGCUUUAGAGGUGGUCGACGCCGUGGCGAAGGAGGUCGGCGGACACCGUGUCGGCAUCCGCCUCUCGCCAUUCAUGGACUACAUGGACUGCCACGACUCCGACCCGCACGCGCUCGCGCUGCACCUCGCCACGGAGCUCAACGGCCACGGCAUCCUCUACGUCCACAUGAUCGAGCCUCGGAUGGCGCUCGUCGGCGGCCGCCGGGUCGUGCCUCACCGGCUGCGGCCUUACAGGGAUGCAUUCAAGGGCACCUUCAUUGCUAAUGGUGGGUACGACAGGGAGGAAGGGGACAAAGCGAUUGCCGAGGGGUAUGCCGAUCUCGUCUCGUUUGGGAGGCUCUUUCUCGCGAACCCGGACCUUCCGAGGAGGCUGGAGCUGAAUGCGCCGCUCAACAAGUACAACCGGAUGACCUUCUACGUCUCCGACCCUGUCAUCGGCUACACCGACUACCCAUUCCUUCCUUGAGACUUCACUUCAAUUUUUUUGAUAUUACAGCAUCUAUUUCGAAUAAAAUUUUAGGUGAGUCGGAGAUAAUGUUACUUCCCCGAACUAAUUAGUCGUUGCUGUCUCGGUCACUUGGACUUUGAGACGGAAUUUGCGACUCCCGGCUUUCCACUUGCUCUCGUGGCCAUUUUGACAUGCUAUAUGUUAUCUUUGUUGUGAUUUUCUCAUAUUUUUUUCGAAAA